AUGCCAGGAGCGAGGCACUUACGCGGCACUGUCGCUUCACGGUAAUGUUUUUUGGAUUUUGAAUGUUUUCAGAGGAUAUUUCAAGGGCGAAGUUCUGGGCUUAUGUCUUUUGACUUAACGAUGCACGUGUAUGUUUUGUUAGGCAGCUACAUGCAACUCAGACCACCAUUGCUGCAUGUUCUGUUAAAAAUCUAAGGGUUUCUCGGUGUUAUGUACUUGAAUUAGCAUGGAAACGUGGGAGAACAAAUUUUUGUUUUAUUUUAUAACAAAGAAAGUAGUGCAAAAUUGCACACUACAUGAAAAACAAUAAAAAAUAACACUCUAAUUUUGUUAAGUAAGAAAAGCAUUUUACGAGAGAAAUUAAUUUUUAUUAAGCGCAGGGAGCAAGGAGAAGGCAAGGCUAACUCUGUUUGAACAAUCUGAAUUAUCUAGAAACCUGAAAAAGGUUGCAAACAGAGUUCAUACAGAGUCUUGAAUUCUUGAAAAAGGCUUGAAAUUUGCCCAGCAAUUUUCCCCUCACCCCCCUCACCACCCUCACCCCCCUCACCCCCCUCACCCCCCAAAUCAAUGUUGUCUGAAGUAAAAAAAGACCUGUUGUCUGAGGUAAAAAAAGACUUGAGGGUCCAAAAUUCAACAUCGAUUUUGGGGGGAAGGGGUUGGGGUAGACAGGGCAAGGGGAUAAGUAUAUCCACUACGCAAAAAGGGGCCAUUUUACAGAAUUGUGUCAACACUUUUGUCCCUCAUUGUAGUUUCCCUUUUGGAAAAAAUUAUGGAUAUGAUAGAUAUGAAAAGGUAUACCAAACUUGUCUGAGGUUUGUUUUUAAUGACUGUAAUGAUUUUUGACGUUCCUACAUAACUCUUUAAGCAAAUGAUGUACAUUACAUUUUGUUUUAAAAAGUAUUUCUUUCCCUUCUGAAUACACGUAUGCGUAAUAGGGAUGACAUAUUUAAACCUUUUUAUCUAGUAAAAACAGCCCAUGUGGAGUACACAUUUAAACUACCAGAAAGUAGUGACCCCCUGAAAGUAGCAACCCUCCGAAAGUAGCGAUAGGGAAAGGCUGCUAAGUUCAAAAGUAAUGAGGGUCAUUACUUUUGGAACUUUAUGGUAAAGUCUGGAAAAAUGGUUAAAAGUCUUGAGGUUUUUUUCAAAGUUACAAGUGCUUUAUAAGGGAAAUGUUUCUUCAUUUUGGACUAAUCUAAUUUAACCUCGCCCGCACGUUUGCAGUGCAUCAUGAAGGAAGCUUUGUUCCUGUGUUUUGUUAAGGUCCAUAUUGAUUACCUAUUUGAUAACCUCCAGUCUGGAAAAAGAAAUUGUUGUUUUGGAAAAAAGGUCUGGAAAAUUUCUUGAAUUUUGGAUCCAGUUAUCUGUGUGAACCCAGUGUAGUGUAACAUUGUCAAAUGUAAUACAGAUAAUAAUUAUUGUAAAAGAGACAAAACUAACAUAUUUGUACGAAUGAACUGAUGUAUGCAGAACUUAAAAAUACAACAGUAACAUUGUAUAAAAUUGUACUUAUUUGUAGCUAAUUGGCCACAAAGCCACAAUCUUUCAAUCCCUCUGAAAUCGUUCCAAAGCAUGUCUAGCUCAUCUCACAAGCAAUAAUAUAAUCGACAUAUAAUCAAGGCUGUGGUUUAAAUUCCUCACCCUUAUGCAUGGGGAUCAAAUUCCCCACCCCCUAGAAGACUGAUUAUCAAAUUCCCUUCCCCCAAGAUGGCAAAGGUCUCAAAUGCCUGGGGUAUGCACAGGAUAUGUUGAAGCUUUGAUUUGACUGAUACAAUAGUGCUAUCCACUGGGUAAAUCAUUUCUCCCAAAGUAUGGGGAAGCCAAUACCAUCCACCGGAUAGUGAUUCAGGGCUGUCAUUAAGAGGCGGGGGCCGGGGAUUUCCCCCGGCUACUAUGAACGUCUUCCCCGGCUACUUUCAAAGGAAAAUAAAAGAAAAAUAGAACCGAAAGAAAUUCCUAGCUGUUUGAUUCCCCGCCUUCUUGUUGUAUUUACCCGGCAACUUGAAAUCUUAGUGACAACCCUGGUGAUUUAUCUGGCAAUAUCAACACUGCAUGAACAAACGGACCUAAAGAGAAAUGUUGAGGACAUGAAAUGACCUACUAUUAUGUAGAAAUAAUAGUAGACAUGAUUACAAUAAGAUUCCUUAAAGUAUAUGUAGAUGUCCAAAGCAUUCAAUUGGAGACAAAAAGGUUUUCUAUCCAUGGUCACCACCUGACACCCAACUGAAAAAGUUAAUUUCAAGCCCGUGCCUUUUCCAUUCAACAAAUUGCAGCCUGUUGAGGAAUGUUCAUCAAUGAAAUGUUUUCUGCUCAUUCAACAAAGCUGCAACAUCACCCACCAUUGUUUUAGCAAAACAUUUUGAUCAAUGUUUAACCAUCAUUAUGUAUCUUAUGCUUAAAGGAUAUUCUUCACAAGUAACAUUGGCUAUUUGUUUUUUAAUUUUUAGCGUUCGUAACCUUCUUCGUUCAGGGGCUAUCAAAAAAGCAUGGGAACCAGUAUGGUUUCCAGUUGUGGAAGCUUUCCCCCCGUUACUGGACACCAAAGUAAACAGAAAAGCUGAAGCUGGAAGAAUGCAAAAGAUCAUCUACCCUGAGGAUAAAUUUAGAAAGUAAGGAUUAAUUUCAGCAGAUGUUUUAAAAAGGAAAUGGCACAUUUAGGAGUCAAAAUAAAAUUUAAACAAAUUUUUUUCCUCUGAUGCACAAAGCCUACCAUGUGAGAAGAGGCCCUUCAAUCUUCUAAGGAAAGUCGAGAAGAUCUCCCAACCUUCAAGGAAUAUGUAAGGGCUUGUGCUCACUGGGUACACAAAACCAACCUCCCUGUCAGGAUCAGCAGUCAAGCUAUCAGAAAAAUGUUCAUGUAUUUUCUUGGAUCUACACACAUUACACACAUGACAUUAUAUAUGCUGCGUUUGGAGCAGAUGCAAGGCUGGAAAUCAUACUGAACAGGUGCUAGCUAUGACCAGUUGCAAAAUAGUUGAGGCACUUUGCAUUAAAAUUGUUUUUCCAAAUUUAGUGCAUCACCAAGGAAGAACUCUUGCAAGUGCAAGAGAUUACCCCCUUUCCUCCUUUCAUAGUUGUCCCUGCAAGGGUUGAAUACAGGUAUUUCAUGGAAUCGUUACCACUUUCAAUUGAUAACAGGGGAGGAGGCAGGAAUCAUGUGAAGUCUGUUUUAUCAAAUUUUUUUGGUUUAAUGGUUAGUGUUUCAAGCUUUUUGCCAGUGGUUGACUGGUUGUAACGUAGAACCACAUGAUUUACAUACGAAAGGCGGAAGGACUGCAUUAAAGCAGAGUUAACUUGAGCUAAACUCACCUACAAUAAAAAAUUAUUGUUACAUACUGGUAAAAGUCUUCAAGGGGAUUAAGACAAGAGAGGAUAAAUUUAUCAUCAACCCCAAAUUUGGUGAGAAAAAGUAGUUUUUCUUUUACUAACUCUCUUUUUGCACAUGUAGGUCUUCCCUUUGAUUAACUCUAAUAAAUCUGUUUUUUUUCUUCAUUUUUAUCAGGCAGUUCCAUGAGCAAUUUCAAACCAAUCAGCCAUUGAACCUAUGGAAAGAUACAGCUCCUUCCCAUUGUGACAGGUAACUAGCAAUAAACACAUCCUUUCUGUCAAAAUCCCUGUUCAGACUUGAUGUCUAUUAUGGUGAUCCAUAGAAAGACUCAGAAGUUAGAAAAUAAUAAUAUAUAUAUCUGAUAUCAUUGUGAUAAUAAUUGCAAAAGUAAUAUUUAUCCUGAGAGUGAAUAAGUCUUUAAUAUUGCAUCCGCCACGGUGACUUAACAUGGUGACAGGGAAAGAAACAGGACUAACAUCCAAAUUGUUAACAAACUAUGGCUCAAUAUUAUUGUUAAGCCAAAUUAUUUUUGAAGCUAUAAUAACUGGGUGAAUCCCUGGAGUUGGACAGUGACCUGAAGAUCAUUAUGGAAAGGAUAUUUUUUUGUCAUCCGAAAUAAUAACUACUGUUAGAAAUAUGUGAAUCGCAGAACCUAGAAAGGCAGACAUAAUUGGUGACAAUUAUCUGAGCCCAUCAAGUCCAUCUACUCCUACUGGAAAUUCUCCUUCAGUUUUAAGUUGUAGAAAGAGAACUUGGUGAUGCACCAUCUUGGAUUGUGCUUGGCAGCGUGGCCUCUUAUGGGUGGUCUGAUUUAGCUCAUUUUGAAAUUGGUAGGCUGCGUUAAAACAACAUUUAGCAAAACUGUAUCUCAGCUAGGACAAGUGUAUGAUUCCAAAUUGCAGCUCAAAAUGCUGUAUUUUGCCUUGGGUGGGGGUGGGGGGGAGGAGGGGAGAUGUGGCUACCCAAUAAAUAUUCGGCUUACCCUUUAAAAUUCCUCUUUUGAUCAAAAUGGUAGCCUUUUCUUAUUUAACUUCCAUUGAAAAAUGGUAUCUUUUUUAACAUGCUACUUAAAAACGAUAAAUUGCCAAACCUGGAAGUUUUCUUAUCAUUGUUUUGGUAAUUUAUUAAAAUGAUAUACCUACAAGGUAUGUUUUUUGAAACAUUUUAAAUUAUGUCGCUGUUAAAUACUUUGAAGAAAAAAUGAUAGAUUUUUCGUACCCUUUCAUAUACUUCAACUGGUGAAUUCCCUACCAUUUGAUAUACAUGUACGUAAAGCCUAGAAAAAGGUACAGUGUACCCCUUUCGUGCAUAGCCUUCCUGUAUAUACCAUUAUGGGGUGUGACCCCCUCCGCCUGGGGUAUUUUGUCUUUGGAGGAGAGUUUCAUUAGGAUCAGAUGGACUUUAUUUGUGAUAUGUAAAAAUAUUAAGAACCUUAAGGCUUUUUGGACUGACCUUGUUCUUUCCAUGGAAAAUAAUAAUUAAUCUUGAAAUAGUUAUAGUUUGUUAUUGUUUUCAGUUUUGUAGAGACCUGUAUGCAGCUUGUUUAUCAGGGAAUGAGUGAUGAGGAAGCUGUUGAUAAUGCUAUCAAGACACUUGAAUUUGGAAAG
This is a messenger RNA of Porites evermanni, 4935 nucleotides long. NCBI's taxonomy places the organism in Eukaryota, Metazoa, Cnidaria, Anthozoa, Scleractinia, Poritidae. The record is from the annotation of a GenBank genome assembly.